AUGUGGCAGAGCACAGGUAAUCGUGCUUCCAGUGCCCAGAGGUGCUGGUUGGUCACAUCUGCUCUUACAUGCUUUUACAACAAUGCCCAGCUGCUGUCCUGGGUGGACAUUGCAUUCCUCUGCUGUCUCCCAUCAAACAGUGCUUCCGCCUGCUCUGUCAUUUGUCCUGUCAUCCAGGAGCCCCGCAUUGUGUACAGCUUCGACACCUCCAUCCCUCUCUGCAGGAACUACACUGGUAUUAACAUUCUAUUUCAUAGAAUCAUAGAAUCACUGCCUCAUCACCCUUGGGUUCAUCCUUCAAGGAAAACAAAAAUCAAUGCUGAAUAGCUGGUGGCCGUUUUCUAUGCAGCCCUGAACAGCAGCACGUGGCAGAACCUGCCUCACCAGAAGGCACUGAAACUACUCAAUGACCUCAGUUUUCCUGAAUGCUGCUCCAUGUGGGCAGAGCAGAAAACUUCCUGUCGGUUUGUGUGCAAGAGUUUUGUCAGCAAGGGUUUUGCCUCUUUGAUGACUCAAGAGGAGAAAGUAAACGGUGGAAUGCUGAGAACCUUUUCCUGGUUUGACUUGACAGCUGUACCAAUGAGAAAGUCUCUCCUUAGCCAGCUGCUAGAAUAGAGAGAGCUUCUCCAGUGCCAUCCCAUGCCUGGUGCUCUACUAGACCAGGCAUCCUCUGGAGACUGGUCUACAAAGCAUGUGGGUAAUCAGCACUAAUCAGCUGUAGUGGAGCCUGGUGUGAUACUGGAUGACAAAUCUCCAUGCUUCACAGCUGCUUCCAACAUUUUCUCAGAAAUUCCAGAGGAAACUGCUGAGUAUGAUUCUAAAUUCUCAUAAACCAUAAUGAAGCCCAUCCAGAAUGCUUUGCUGAGAUCUCAUCCCAGCCUCCUCAUGGGACUAAGG
Neopelma chrysocephalum (saffron-crested tyrant-manakin) is the source of this 897-nucleotide messenger RNA. RefSeq names its product NADP dependent oxidoreductase domain containing 1 (gene NOXRED1). Lineage: Eukaryota; Metazoa; Chordata; Aves; Passeriformes; Pipridae. The record is from RefSeq and is a predicted model, not a curated record.